Cucurbita maxima (winter squash) is the source of this 1460-nucleotide messenger RNA. RefSeq lists its product as uncharacterized. The transcript has 3 exons. The record is from RefSeq and is a predicted model, not a curated record. Bases 93 to 830 code for a protein of 245 amino acids. Gene Ontology annotation, cellular component: endosome; trans-Golgi network. Lineage: Eukaryota; Viridiplantae; Streptophyta; Magnoliopsida; Cucurbitales; Cucurbitaceae.
UAUCGCCCGAAGAAAACAAAAAAACAGAGAGAAUAUCAGAGCAGGCAGUUGGGCAGUGGUGAGUAAGCGAAGCUUUGACGGAGGAGACGACAAUGGCGAACCCUAGAAGGACCUCAAUUUCGUUGUUAUCUUCAAGCAAUCCACAAAGCUUAGAGACUCCAUUUCACAUUCAAUCCCAUGGCCGAACUCUUUCUCUCUCGUUACGCUUCUUAUUCUCGUUUCUGAAGAACUUUCUGAAGAAGCCUCACGCGUUCCCUUUCUUGCUCUCUGUUUUCCUGUUACUCACAUGGAUUUCUCUCAGAAUCCAGCACUCUUCUUCUCAAUUCUCCUCUCCUGAUUCCUCCCGCUUUGAACAGAAUCCUGAUUCGUGGAGCAAGGACGGCGAUCUCAAGGCCAACCUCGUUCGCUUCAAGUCUGGAUUUCCUUCCCCGAUUUCCAGGGACAAAAGGGGCUGGCUACUCGAUCCUAUUUCCCUUGCGCUUGAUUCUGGAAUUCCUGGUGGAGCAGUGUCCUGUGCUUCUGUUCAUAUUGGGGAAAUUCAACCUGGUGCUAUGAGGGGAAACCACAGACAUCAUACAUGUAACGAGACAUUUGUCCUAUGGGGGGCUACAACAAAAUUCAGGUUGGAGAACAGCAAGGUAGGCGAUAAGGGAUAUGCUGAAGUGAUAAUCAGUGCGGAUGAGGUUGCUGUUGCAGCAAGUCCAAGAGGAACAGCCCAUGCACUGAUAAACAUGGAUCCCGUUCGGACUACAUUAUUUCUGGGGUGUCAAGAUGGUAUUAUAAACUAUAAUAGUUCGACUUCAGAUUUUAAAGUUUGGAAAGAUCUUUAGUUGCAAUAAGCUAUCUUAAUUCAGCCCCUAUUUAGGUCUCGGUAAGAAUAUUCUUCGGCUGUUCUUCAUCCCUUCUAUUUCCCUUUUCCUAAAAUUCGAUCUCUUGUUUUUCACAUUUGGAGAUUUUUUUUGCUAGGUGGAGGGGAUAGCAUUGUAUUUCAAAUUUAGGAAAUUUGUGAUCAAGUUGUCGUGAGGUGAGAUAAAUUAUUACAUCUUUGUAUACAGUAUUCUUUAUAAUGUAUGAAGUACACUAAAGUCUAAAAGCACAAUGGUUCUCUGGAUCUAUGAAGGCUUCAAUGUGAUAAAGUUCAUAAUAAAUAAAAUGUAUAUGCACAAUUAUACAUAAUAUUAGUAAUUAGUAUCAAUCAUGAUAUAGAGCAAAUGAAAGUCGAGCAUUACGUUCAACCUCUACAGUACAAAAUUACAUUAGAAGUCGUCAUCGAAGUAGGAUUUCAUCCCUAUUUUCUCCCAUCAUUAGACUUAUAGCCCCUCCACAUUUUCCUCUUCUAGUAUCAUUUUUCAUGUGCCUCCACAAGUAUUGGUGGGAGGGAGGAACGGAGCUUGGAGAGAGAAUGUCAAAUGGAGAAGAUUAAUCCACAGUUCUUGCCCAAGUAUUUCAUAUAUAUAUUU